Molecule: messenger RNA, 4886 nt
Organism: Rubroshorea leprosula
Lineage: Eukaryota; Viridiplantae; Streptophyta; Magnoliopsida; Malvales; Dipterocarpaceae
Source: the annotation of a GenBank genome assembly
CCUAGUGAGAGAAACGCCUGCUUUCUAGAGAGAGAAACCUGUUAAACCCAAUUUCAUGUCUCGAUUUUCAUGGCAAUUCUUCCUAAAUCUGCCAUGCCCACAGCCUCUUGUUCAUCAGAUUUGCCUCGCUUAGCUCAUUUCACCUCUGCUAAGGGUGUCUCCAUGUCGCGCGACAACUUACAGGCUGAAAUCUUGGCCAUCACAGGUGCGCCUUCUUUGUCCCAGGUAAACUGCUCUCCUCCGUCUGACUUGGUAUCUGAGGUAGCUCCUGGUGCUUCCUAUGUGGCUGCUGAUCCUAAUUCUGUUUCUUGGGCCGCUGUUGCUAAGUCUGUCUUGAAGCCCCUAAAUUUUCACCCCCCUGUUCUUGAUAAUGGAAAAUUAAGGGUGAAAGUGCCUCGUGCAAUUCGCGAUGAAGGAAUCAAGUUGUGGGAAGAUUGUUUGAUAGGGACAUUCAUGGGCGAUGCUCCCAGCUACGGUCACAUCUUGAGCAUGGCUAAUCGCAUUUGGGGGAGGCGAUGCCAUAUCUCAGUGACUGGCCUCAGCAACAAUUCUUUCUUAUUCAAGAUCCCUGAUCCGUCUACUAGAGCUUGGGUUCUAAAUUCUGGUCCAUGGCAUGUUGCUCAUAAAACCUUGGUGAUGAGGAAGUGGGAGCCUAACUACAAAGAAUUUAAGCAAGACCCAAAGAGAAUGCCGAUCUGGGUAAAGCUCUGGGAUGUUCCUAUGGAUUUGCUCUCGGUGGAUAGUCUUUGCUAUAUUGCAAGUGGAAUUGGGGUUCCACUAGCUUUGGACAAGGCAACGGAAGAUAGGACCCGAGUUGAUUUUGCCAAAGUUUGUGUUGAGAUUGAGGUUGCAAAUGCCCAGGAUUUGCCUGAAAUUAUCCCUGUUGAUACUGAAGACUUUCCAUCUGUGGAUAUAAGGGUAGAAUACCCUUGGUUACCCACCACCUGUGGCUCAUGCAAGAAGAAAGGGCACACCAGUCGCAAUUGUAAGACAAAGAAACCCAAGCCAAAAACCUACAAGAAGGAAUGGGUUGAGGUUGCAGGUAAGAAUAAGCCAACUGAAGCUCCUGGUAUUAUUCCUGAACCUAACCAAGUUGCUAUAUCUGCGCCUAAAGUUCAGUCUGUCCCACUGGUUAAGGUUGUUGAUGUUUCCCCUUCUAAUCCAGAAGUUGUUGUUAAUUCCCCAGUUCUAUUUGAGGCCCCAUUGACUGAUGUUGAGUCGGUUGCUAUUGGGUCCAUGCCAAUGUUUGCUGCUACAACUAUGCCUGACAAUGCUGAGCCUAACCCUUUAGGGAAGCAAAAUUCUUUUGCAGCCUUGGCUGCUAUUGAUGAUGAGCAAGCUUUUCCUUCCUUGAAGGCAUCCUCUUUGUCUCCUAGGUCUGGCAAGAAACGUAGGCAAGCUUCUUUGGGUGUUGCUGCAGUCACAAAAGCAUUGGCUCCUAGACAAAGAAACACCAAAAAAGUUCAGAAUUCCUCCAGUGAGUUGUCAAAGUUUGAAAAAAUUACUGAAUUUCUUCUCCCAGGGUGGUGCAAGUUUGGAAACUAUGAUUGUGCCUCUUCAGGAAGAAUAUGGCUUCUUUGGAAGCCUCACAUAACUGUUCAAAUUUCAAGUGUCAACUUUCAAGCUGUACAUUGUCAUGUUUUCAAUUCUGCUACAAAGAAGUACAUGUUUGCCAGUUUUAUAUAUGGUGAUAAUUCCCCUGAUCAUAGAAAAUCCCUAUGGGAUGAGUUAGUUCUGCUAAGCAAGAAUUUGCCUGAGGUUCCCUGGAUUUUAGGAGGGGAUUUUAAUGAAAUCAGGUUCCCACAAGAAAGAUCAGAUUGGUUUCAGACUUUAGAAUUCUCAAAGGAUUCAGAGUUAUUUCAUGAGAGGCUUAAUGAAGCAGAGCUUUUUGAUCUCCCUGCUCUUGGACCACAAUUUACAUGGACAAAUAAAAGGGAAAUAGGGCUUAUAGCCAGAAAAUUGGACAGAUUAAUGGUAAAUGGCUCUUGGUUAGAGACUUUCCCAAGCACUAGAGCUGAGUUCCUUCCCCCAGAUAUAUCUGAUCAUUGUGCUGGCGCAGUCACAAUUAUGGCUCAAGAUUCUCAUGUUUCGAGAAAACCAUUCAAAUUCUUUAACUUCUGGACAAAGAAUAGAAGGUUUUUAGAUGUUGUAAAGGAAACCUGGUCAUCUGUUGAGGUGCAAGGGUGCUACAUGUUUCAAUUAUGUAAAAAGCUCAAAGCACUCAAGGCUCCUCUUAGAAAGCUUAACAAAGAAUGUUAUGGUAAUCUGCCUGAAAAAUUGCAGCAGGAGGAGCAAGCUAAGAAAGUGACGGAAUUAUCACUUGCUGAGGAGGCUUACUUGAAACAAAAAUCAAGAGUUCAAUGGCUAAAGGAAGGGGACCAGAACACCACAUACUUCCACAAAGUGAUGAAGGUGAGAAGGAGCAGAAAUAUGAUUAGAGAAAUAUACAGUGAUGAUGGUGAGCUUUUAACCCAGUAUGUAGAUAUUGCAAAAGAGGCUGUUGGUUUCUUUGAGAGAUUGCUAGGGACAGAAGAUCCUAAUUGCAAUGGAGGUGAUCUUGAUCUGCUAAGAUCCAUUUUUGACUACCAACUUCCUGAUGAUGUUCAACAGUCCCUCACUAAACCCAUUACAGCGGAUGAAUGCAGAUUGGCAUUUUUUAGCAGUCCAAACAACAAAAGUCCUGGCCCUGAUGGUUAUACGAUUGAAUUUUAUAAAGCAGCUUGGAACAUUGUUGGAGACUUAGUCACUAAAGCCAUUCAAGAAUUUUUUCUCUCAAGGAAGCUACUAAGAGAGGUAAAUUCUACCAUAAUUUCUUUAGUGCCUAAAGUUCCAUGUCCCUCAAAGAUGACUGAAUAUAGGCCUAUAGCUUGCUGUAACUUGCUGUAUAAAUGCAUUACAAAGAUCAUUGCUAACAGAUUGAAGAAGUGUCUGCCUCUCUUCAUUAGCAACAAUCAGUGUGCAUUUGUGGAAGGGAGAUUAAUGGUAGAAAACAUUUUGCUUGCUCAAGAAAUAGUUAAGCACUAUCACAAGCCUAAUAUGAAGCCUAGAUGUGCCUUGAAAAUUGACUUGAUGAAGGCAUUUGACUCUGUGAGCUGGAAAUUUCUCCUUAUAGCCUUGGAAGCUCUAGGCUUUCCUACUAUUUUUAUCACUUGGAUUAGAGCUUGUAUCACUUCCCCCAUGUUUUCAGUAGCUUUAAAUGGAAAUCUAGAGGGCUAUUUCCCUGGGAAGAAAGGAAUAAGACAGGGUGACCCCUUGUCCCCAUACUUGUUUGUCAUUUGUAUGGAGGUUCUGUCACGACUUUUGAAUAAAGCUGCUCAAGAAGGAAAUCUACCAUAUCAUCCUAACUGCAAAAAGACUAGCCUCACACACCUAUGCUUUGCAGAUGACCUACUAAUUUUUACAGAUGGGAGCUCAAGAGCUGUUGGGGAAUUAGAUUCAAUUCUUAAGCAAUUCUACCUGGUGACAGGUUUGAAGGUCAAUUACCAGAAAUCUGAAAUUUUUUGUUGUGGGAUGCCAAACCAGGUUAUCAAGGAGUUAACUGAAACCUAUGGCUUCAAAGUAGGUACUCUUCCUGUCAGGUACCUUGGAGUACCUCUAAUUACUGGAAGGUUGACGGAUGCAGCUUUGAAACCUCUCAUCUCAAAAAUAACAGACAGGAUAAAUUCUUGGUCUUCAAAAUAUUUGUCCUUCGCAGGGAGGCUACAACUCAUUUCUUCAGUACUUCAAGGGAUAACGAAUUUCUGGUGCUCUGUAUUCAUCUUGCCAAAAAGGGUUAUUACAGCUGUUGAGGCUAAAUGCAGUGCUUUUCUAUGGAAAGGUAAAUCAAUUGAUGCAAGAGGUGCAAAAGUAAGCUGGUCUGCAGUUUGCCAGCCAAAGAUGGAAGGAGGUUUAGGCAUUAAACCUCUGUUGAGCUGGAAUAAUGCAUGUAUUCUGAGAUUUAUUUGGCUAUUAUUUUCCAAGGCUGGCUCAAUUUGGGUAGCUUGGGUCAAGGAAUACCUCCUUAAGGGGAAGAGUUUUUGGUCAAUUCCGAUUCCAAAUGAUGCUUCUUGGAUUGGGAUUGGGGAUUCGAUCUAUCUAUGGCAUGAUUUUUGGCAUCCGAAUGGACCUCUCAUUGAAGUUUAUGGUCAGAAAAUUGUAUAUGAUGCAGCCAUCCCAUCUCAGGCUAAGCUUUCCCAAGUGAUUCAGGGUUCCUUCAAAACUGGUUCUACUUGGAACUAUUUGAGAGAUAAAGGGACCAAAGUGCAGUGGUUUAGGCUUGUUUGGUUUUCCCAUUCAAUACCAAGGCAUUGUUUUAUCUCUUGGUUGGCAAUCUUAAACAGGCUCUCCACCAAAGCUAGGCAAAAGCGUUGGACCCCUUCCAUUGAUGAUACUUGCAUGCUAUGUAAGGAUGCGAGUGAGUCUAGAGAUCACUUGUUCUUCUCUUGUCCUUACUCAAGGCAACUCUGGGAACAAAUUUCAUUACUGCUGGGUGUUCCUUCAACUUGCUCUUGGCAAGAUGUAUUAACUUGGUUCUGUAGAAAGACCAAGCGUACAGCUUUGUACAACACACUUCUCAAGCUGGCAUGGUGUGCAUCAAUCUAUUACAUUUGGACUGAGCGUAAUAACAGAAUUCAUAGGCAAGUGUUCACAUCUCCAUCUGCACUUGUGGAUAAAAUUCAAGCAGAUGUCCGGGAUAGAGUUCUUGGCUUUGCUAAAGAAAAGACAUUUCCCUUGUCAAAGGAGGUUGCUACAAAUUGGGGGCUGGAUGUUCUUUGCAUAUGAAUUUUGUUGAAAUUGUAGUAUUUUAGUGUAUUGUUUCAUUUUUUGUACAAAGUAUUGGUAGCAGCCUAAAAUAAAGCACUGCUUAGUGUAUUGUGUUGAUUUAGAAAUAAAUUCACAUUUCACCA